CCGUGGGGAUCCCGGGGGGUGGCCGAAGGGCCCUUGAGGACUCGGGUUCACCCAGGCAACAUGGAUCGGAUGGCCAGCUCCAUGAAGCAGGUGCCUAACCCUCUGCCCAAGGUGUUGAGCCGGCGUGGGGUCGGUGCGGGGCUGGAGGCGGCGGAGCGCGAGAGCUUCGAGCGGACUCAGACGGUCAGUGUCAAUAAGGCCAUUAAUACGCAGGAAGUGGCUGUGAAGGAAAAACACGCCAGAACGUGCAUCCUGGGCACCCACCAUGAGAAAGGGGCACAGACAUUUUGGUCCGUGGUCAACCGGCUGCCUCUCUCCAGCAAUGCCAUGCUCUGUUGGAAAUUCUGCCACGUAUUCCACAAGCUGCUCCGAGACGGACACCCAAACGUCCUGAGGGACUCUCUCAGAUACAAAAAUGAACUAAGCGACAUGAGCAGGAUGUGGGGCCACCUGAGCGAGGGCUAUGGACAGCUGUGCAGCAUCUACCUCAGACUGCUAAGGACAAAGAUGGAAUUCCACACCAAGAACCCCAGGUUCCCGGGCAAUCUUCAGAUGAGUGACCGACAGCUGGAUGAGGCUGGGGAAAGUGACGUCAACAACUUUUUCCAGCUCACAGUGGAGAUGUUUGACUACUUGGAGUGUGAAUUGAACCUCUUCCAAACUGUGUUCAACUCCCUGGACAUGUCCCGCUCCGUGUCCGUGACGACGGCCGGGCAGUGCCGCCUCGCCCCUCUGAUUCAGGUCAUCCUGGACUGUAGCCACCUGUAUGAUUACACCGUCAAGCUGCUCUUCAAGCUGCACUCCUGUCUCCCAGCGGAUACCCUUCAGGGCCACCGGGACCGCUUCAUGGAGCAGUUCACCAAGUUGAAAGAUCUGUUCCACCGUUCCAGCAAUCUACAGUACUUCAAGCGACUCAUUCAGAUCCCCCAGUUACCCGAGAACCCACCCAACUUCCUACGAGCGUCGGCCCUGUCGGAGCACAUCAGCCCCGUGGUGGUGAUCCCGGUGGAAGCCUCGUCCCCAGACAGCGAGCCCGUCUUGGAGAAGGAUGAUCUCAUGGACAUGGAUGCCUCUCAGCAGAGUUUGUUUGACAACAAGUUUGAUGACAUCUUCGGCAGCUCACUGAGCAGCGAUCCCUUCAAUUUCAACAAUCAAAACGGUGUAAACAAGGAUGAGAAGGACCACAUGAUUGAACGCCUGUACAGAGAGAUCAGCGGGCUGACGGCGCAGCUGGAGAACGCAAAGACUGAGGGCCAGCGGGGCGUGCUGCAGCUGAAGGGCCGCGUGAGCGAGCUGGAGGCAGAGCUGGCCGAGCAGCAGCACCUGGGGCGUCAGGCCUCUGAUGACUGCGAGUUCCUGCGCACGGAGCUGGACGAGCUGAAAAAGCAGCGAGAGGACAAGGAGAAGGCACAGCGGAGUCUGACUGAGAUAGAAAGGAAGGCCCAGGCCAAUGAACAGCGAUACAGCAAGCUAAAGGAGAAGUACAGUGAACUGGUUCAAAACCACGCUGGCCUGCUGCGGAAGAAUGCAGAGGUGACUAAACAGUUGUCCACGGCCAGGCAAGCCCAGGUGGAUUUGGAAAGAGAGAAAAAAGAGCUGGAAGAUUCCUUCGAGCGCAUAACUGACCAGGUCCAGCGGAAGACCCAAGAGCAGCAGGACGUUGUGGAGAGCUUGAAGCAAGAACUUGCCACCAGUAGACAGGAGCUGCAGGUUCUCCAUAGCAACCUGGAAACCUCUGCCCAGACAGAAGCCAGGUGGGUGACGCAGAUUGCGGAACUAGAGAAGGAACGAGAAGGCUUGGCGACUGUCGCAAUUCACCGAGAGGAGGAAUUAUCGGCCCUGCGAGAGCAGCUGGAAUGCACCCAGAUCAAACUGGCCAGUGCCCAGGAAUCUGUGUCCCAGCUUGCAGAGGACCAGCGGAAAAUGCUACUGGUAAGAUCCAGGGAGGCUGCAGAGCAGGUGAUUCAGGAGGCGCUGAGCCAGCUGGAGGAGCCCGCCCUCAUCAGCUGUGCGGGAUCUGCAGAUCACCUUCUCUCCAAGGUCAAGUCUGUUUCCAGCUGCCUCGAGCAACUGGAAAAGAACCACAGCCAGUAUCUGGCCUGCCCAGAAGACAUCGGUGGGCUUCUGCACUCCAUGACCCUGCUGGUCCACUUGACCAGUGACACCAUCAUUCAGGGGAGCAGCACCAGCCUCCGGGCCCCACCAGAGCCUGCAGACUCUCUGACCGAGGCCUGUAGGCACUUUGGCAGGGAGACCUUGGCCUAUCUGUCCUCCCUGGAAGAGGGAGCCACAGAGAACCCCAACUGCACGGCCAUGAGGAACUGUCUCAGCAAGAUCAAGGCCAUUGGCGAGGAAUUGCUGCCCAGGGGCCUGGACAUCAAACAGGAGGAGCUGGGGGACCUGGUGGACAAGGAGAUGGCUGCCACUUCGGCUGCCAUUGAAGCCGCCACUGCCCGGAUUGAGGAAAUGCUCAGCAAAUCCCGAGCUGGAGACACAGGAGUCAAGUUGGAGGUGAACGAAAGGAUCCUGGGCUCCUGUACCAGCUUGAUGCAAGCCAUCCAGGUCCUGGUGGUGGCCUCCAAGGACCUCCAGAGGGAGAUCGUGGAGAGCGGCAGGGGUACUGCAUCCCCGAAAGAAUUUUAUGCCAAGAAUUCUCGGUGGACAGAAGGGCUGAUUUCUGCCUCCAAAGCUGUUGGCUGGGGAGCUACCAUCAUGGUAGACGCUGCAGACCUUGUGGUACAAGGCAAAGGGAAGUUUGAGGAGCUAAUGGUGUGUUCUCGUGAGAUUGCUGCUAGCACCGCCCAGCUGGUGGCUGCAUCCAAGGUGAAAGCUGGUAAGGGUAGCCACGGCCUGACCCAGCUUCAGCAGGCUUCUCGGAGGGUGAACCAGGCCACGGCCGAGGUGGUGGCUUCCACCAUUUCUGGCAAAUCUCAGAUCGAGGAGACAGACAAUAUGGACUUCUCAAGCAUGACGCUGACCCAGAUCAAACGCCAGGAGAUGGAUUCCCAGGUGAGGGUGCUGGAGCUAGAAAACGACCUGCAGAAGGAGCGUCAAAAGCUAGGAGAGCUUCGGAAAAAGCAUUACGAGCUUGCUGGUGUUGCUGAGGGCUGGGAAGAAGGGUCAGAAGCAAGAUCUGCGCUGCCAGACCCAGUGCCUGAGAAAGAAUAGAGCCGAGCCAGCGCCCCGUUCGCCAGAAUUCUUUUGCAUUUCAUCAUUUGCACAAACCUGUGAGCAUCCAAGGUCUGAUGGAUUCCACCCACACCAGAAGGCGGUCUGAAUCCACGCUCAGAAGAACAGGGAAGGAGUUGGGGGUUCCCCCCACCCCCCGCAGAGCACGCCAAAGCAAGGCCCCUCCCCACUUUUGGCAAUUCCAAGGAUUCCCACUGCUUCUUGUGGUGGUCGUUUGGGUCUUUUGGUUUUACAUUUUGGAAAGCUUCACUCACACAACGAACUUUCCCAAAGGGCACCUACCAACCCCCCCACACACACACCCUCCAUCUGGAACUCUGAGCCUUCCAGGAGGGGGAACCCCCCACACACACACACACACACAUUAUGGUGCCCUUUAGGCUAGGCCUUGGUGCUCCAGCUCAGCUGCUUCCGGUCAGCCUUGGUCACUCCCCCAGGGCUGGUGACAGCUCUCCUCAAAAGGCAGUAAUCGUCUAGUGAGUGCCUUUCCUUCCUCAAGCUGGACGUCAGCUCUAUGCUUCUGUCCAUCUUCACAAGCCAGGGGACAUCAGAGAAAUAGAACAGGAUGCCCAGGGCCCAGCUGUUGAGGGCCAUCUCCCUUAGGAGCUCCUGUGACGAGGCUCACCUCCCUUCCUCACAUGCUCGAGUGGAGCUGGUGUGAAUAGCAACACUACAACCCCAGAGGGAACUACCCAUGCCAUACCACCCGGGUUGCCUCCCUUCAAACCUAGGCAGUUCCCCAAGGGAGCACAGGAAAGGACUGGAAACAGUUCCUUCCCCAGGCAUCCUGUUGAACUAGGAGACGAUAGUUCCGAGUGCUACUUAUUCCACACGCCCACAAGAUCAGGCCUGUUUGCUCCCAUCAGGAGAGAACUUGGCUCGGCGUAGGACCCUUCGUAUUUAUUACUGCCCUUCCAAGUACCAACACCCCACAGAGAUGCUUGGGAGCAAUGCAGGCCGCAGGUGACUGUGGCCAGACGUGCCCGGCUGAGCCCUCCAACCUCAGUCUUCCCUCCCUCUCCCCCCUCCCAUCACAGACAAGGCCAAGGUGUCACCUCUGGUCAGUUGCAGUCUUGGAAUUCCAAAGCAGGCUGGUUGGUUUCUCAAAGCAUCAAAGAGCAGGGGAAACAAGUACAGUGGACCAGUGGUUAUGACUGCCUGCCUCUGGCCGCCCUGCAGCCAGGAUGGGACAGAGGACAGCCACCUAGAUACAAGCAGUCCGAUAGCACUUUGCCACGCUCAAAAUGGAACCCCUGAAAUUAAGUGACCUUCUGAUCCGGGGAUGGGGGGGAGAGGCUUCCAUGUUAUCUAUAGCAGCUCAUAGGUAGGAGCCAGCAGGUGCUUCCCUUUGACCUGUCCCCAAGUUGCAGAGUGACAAGCUGUGAGAGUUCUGUCUGAUCGCUGGGAAGAGCCUCUCCCUCCCUUCCCCACCCACCCUCCAUCUCUGAGCAUUUUCUGAAAACUGUCCCAGAAACCAAGACGACCAUUUUCCAAACAUGUUGACCACGCCCCCCCCACACACGCUGGGCUAAAGGAAUUGUCCGUGGUAGUCACAGGGCAGUGUUGUGUUGGUUGAUACAGUGUCAGGACUUAACAUUUCUUAAGUUCAAGGGUCAAAAUAAGCAGUAUGUAGCACCCUUGGGCCCAUUUGUGCCAACUAGGCUGAUCUGUGUGUUCUGUGUGGAUCAGCUUUUCCAGAGUUCUAGACUCAACUGUUCUCACUUGUGGGUCAUAGUCAAAGGAGAAACCAAGUGUAUUUCAAUAGGGCAGGAUUCUCUGCAGAGCGCCUUUUCUAAAAAGAGGUCACAGUUAUUUCUAAGACCCUAGUGAGUUCUGCCUUGCGCCUUGAGCACAGGGUGAUUCAGUGCCACACGUGUCCCUGCUUGUCCAAUGUCAUAUAAUUGCUUGGAUAAUAGCUCACUCAGGUUAGCAACUGUGAUAGGCUUAAACUGGGCGUGGUGGUGCAUGUCUGUAAUUCCAGCACUUCAGGGGCUGAGCCGGGAGGGUCAUAAAUUCUAGGCCAGCCUGGGCUGUGGUGAUGAGCUUGAGGUCAGCCUGAGUUGUGGAUGAGUGUGGACUGAUCCUAACUAGGCAGGAAAGUGGCAAAAUAAUGGUUUGGGAUUGAAAAGGGAUUCAAAGUGAGCUGCAUUUGACAUUGAAUCGGGCAACAUGGAGCUCUAUGAGCAAGGACCUUGAAUUAGACAUGGUGGUACCUGCCUGUCAAUGCUAGCACUUGGGAGGCUGAGGCAGGAGGAUUUGUUAAUUCAAGGCUAACUGGGCUACAUACUGAGACCCUGACUCCAAAAAAAGUUUUUUAAAUUAUUUAUUUGAGAGAGAGAAAGAG
Jaculus jaculus (lesser Egyptian jerboa) is the source of this 5533-nucleotide messenger RNA. It is a transcript of the gene Hip1, whose product is annotated as huntingtin interacting protein 1. The transcript has 32 exons. The record is from RefSeq and is a predicted model, not a curated record. Gene Ontology annotation, biological process: endocytosis; actin filament organization; clathrin coat assembly. The coding region runs from base 61 to 3168 and encodes 1035 amino acids. NCBI's taxonomy places the organism in Eukaryota, Metazoa, Chordata, Mammalia, Rodentia, Dipodidae. Gene Ontology annotation, molecular function: clathrin light chain binding; phosphatidylinositol-3,4-bisphosphate binding; phosphatidylinositol-3,5-bisphosphate binding. Gene Ontology annotation, cellular component: actin cortical patch; clathrin-coated vesicle; presynapse.